AUGGCUUCUUCUCCACCAUCUUAUCUGAUUUCUCUAGCAUUUUUCAUAUCCCUUCUUCUUCUCUUUGCAUCGUCUUCAAAUGAAGAAAGAUGGGUUUAUAUUGUGUACAUGGGAGCUCAACACUCAUCACAGUACUCAACCCCUGAACUACAUCUUAAUUUGCUUAAAGAAAUUCUGGUGAACUGCUCGCCUAGGGAGUCUUUGGUGUAUAGCUAUCAGAGGAGUUUCAACGGAUUUGCUGCCAAACUUUCUAUAGACGAGGCAGAAAAAUUGAGCGAAAUGGAGGGAAUAGUUUCAGUGUUUCCUAGUAAAACCCUGAAGCUUCGCACGACGAGGUCAUGGGAUUUCCUCAAGUUCCCGCAGGGUGUUAACAGGAAUCUCCAAGUGGAAAGUGACAUCAUUAUCGGAAUGUUCGAUUCUGGAAUAUGGCCGGAAUCCAAGUCCUUCAAUGAUAGAGGAAUAGGACCUCUGCCAAAGAAAUGGAAGGGUGCUUGUGUAAAUAUGACAUGCAACAACAAAAUCAUCGGAGCACGCUACUACAAUAGCUUCGGCAAUUACACAUCAAAUGAACCAUCGCCGCGCGACUUUGACGGUCACGGGACCCACACAGCUUCCACCGCCGCCGGUCAGAGCGUUUCCCAUGCCAGCCUCUACGGCAUCGCCGAGGGUACCGCCCGAGGGGCCGUGCCGUCGGCGAGGCUCGCAGUGUACAAGGUGUGCUGGUCGUUCGGAUGCACCGAUCAAGACAUCUUGGCGGCUUUUGAUGAUGCGAUCUCGGACGGCGUCGAUAUCAUCUCCCUAUCACUCAGCUAUGAUGCCGGGGAUUACUUCCAGGAUUCGAUGGCUAUCGGUUCCUUCCACGCCAUGGCGAAAGGGAUUUUGACGUCGGCCUCCGCAGGGAACGACGGGCCAUAUCAUUACACAGUCAGCAACGUAGCACCGUGGAUGGUGUCGGUGGCGGCGAGCAGCAUCGAUAGGCACAUCAUUGACACCUUGGUCACUGGAGAUCAUGUUUCCACUGUGGGAGCUUCUGUAAACACGUUUGCCACGGGAAAUAGAUUUCACCCCUUCACAUACAUGCAGGCAACUGAAAUUACUGAACCAGGGGAUUGCACUUUUUUUCUAGAUCUUGAAUACGGCGUGAACGGGAAGAUUGUUCUCUGCAACUCCUUCUCUUUCGAAACAACUUUUAAUAGAGGCAUUGAAGGAUUGGUAUAUAUAGAUGACUCUUCACUUGACGUUUCCUUCUCAUUUCCAAAGCCAAUCAUGGUAGUCAGCUCCGCAGAUGGCCUCAACCUUUUGCGCUACAUAAACCGCACUAAAAAUCCUGUGGCUAACCUCCAUAAAAGUGAAGGAGUUUUUGACUCAAAGGCUCCCCUGGUUGCUUCAUUCUCAUCAAGAGGCCCCAACCCCUUCACUCCUGACAUCUUGAAGCCUGAUAUAAGUGCUCCAGGAAUUGACAUUUUGGCCGCUUGGUCAAAGGUUGUGUCAGUAUCCGGCUUCCCCAACGACACGAGGUUCGUAAAGUUCAACAUAAUCUCGGGCACUUCUGUGGCAUGCCCACACGUAACCGGCGCCGCCGCCUACGUCAAGUCCUUCCACCCAAAUUGGUCGCCGGCAGCCAUCAUGUCUGCCCUUAUGACAACAGCUAAACCGAUGUAUCCUUCGGCUGGCCAAGAUCAAUUAUCGUAUGGAGCCGGUCAACUGAACCCGGCGAAGGCUGUCGACCCAGGUCUCGUCUACGACGCCGGUGCCAAUGACUACGCGCAAAUGCUCUGCAAUUCGGGUUACACCAAAACCAUGAUCAGGAUUGUCACUGGCGACGCCGGUUCCUGCUCUGCCAGGACCAAUGGAACGGUGAGGGAUCUCAAUUACCCUUCCAUGGCCUUGUAUGUUCAGUACGGCAAAGCCUUCACUGCGAAGUUCUCGAGAACAGUGACCAACGUUGGCGGCGGCAACGGCAAGUACAUGGCGAAGGUCUCGGCUGAUCACAGACUUAAUGUGGUGGUGAAUCCUAGUGUGUUGGAGUUUUCGAAGUUGAAUGAAAAGAGGCGGUUCACUGUGUCAUUUUCCGGCAGGCCAUUGCCAUGGAACUCGAAGGCGCCGGCGACACUCAUUUGGUCUGACGGGAAGCAUAAGGUGAGGAGCGUGAUGGUUGUCUUCACACAUUUAUUUUGA
Zingiber officinale is the source of this 2178-nucleotide messenger RNA. RefSeq names its product subtilisin-like protease SBT4.3. NCBI's taxonomy places the organism in Eukaryota, Viridiplantae, Streptophyta, Magnoliopsida, Zingiberales, Zingiberaceae. Gene Ontology annotation, biological process: proteolysis. The coding region runs from base 1 to 2178 and encodes 725 amino acids. Gene Ontology annotation, molecular function: serine-type endopeptidase activity. The transcript is spliced from 10 exons. The record is from RefSeq and is a predicted model, not a curated record.